Molecule: messenger RNA, 3974 nt
Organism: Erpetoichthys calabaricus (reedfish)
Lineage: Eukaryota; Metazoa; Chordata; Cladistia; Polypteriformes; Polypteridae
Product: solute carrier family 45 member 3
Exons: 6
Coding region: 1271-2920 (549 amino acids)
Biological process (GO): transmembrane transport
Cellular component (GO): membrane
Molecular function (GO): sucrose:proton symporter activity
Source: RefSeq, a predicted model, not a curated record
AAGCAAUGGGCAGCCGAGAAGCAGGCAGCUAGGUGGUGGGGGUCGGGGAGCAGGGUCAUCCUUGCACAACUACUUUUUAUUUACCUCCCUUUGAAGACGACACGAAUACACCUACUGCUUUCUGCAGCCCGUCCCUGUUGUUAAAGCUAAAAAGAACAGAGAGGAGACAGCGCAGAGAAAGAAUUGUGAGUGGCAAGCGGCGCGAGUGACUUCCGAUAUGUCAGUCCAGGCGGCGAGGUCCGCGGCUCGUGGAAGUUCUCCUUUACACGCACAGCGCCAUUCGCAUUGACGCGUGAGGUGAAACGUGAGCCCCUCUUGUCUUGCGCGGUCUUUCACGCGUUCGCGGCUGGGCGCCUGAGUCGCGCCGGGGUUGCCUCCCUGCCCCAUACUGUAGAUGCUAUUUAAUUUAAAGUACACUUUAAAAUGCACACACCCGCUAAUCGACCCCUUCACCUGCUCUUUAGUGAAUAAGCGCCUCUCAGUCAGUCCUUUUCCUAAUGAUCCGUCACGGAGGAGUCUACAGCUCUGACUCAUUUUUUAAGUCAUCGUUUCUGCUGACCGGGUCCCUUUACUUAAAGGGCCAGGCGACGUGCCCAGUAAAGUUUUAACUCGGCGUCUGGAGAACCGCGCAGUUUUCAUAGAAGCUGUAAUCCGGAGACUGUCUUCUGUUUCAGUCUGUCAAGCUCUUCCCGAGAUGUAGGAUCAGCAAAUCUCCCCCUCACUGCCUCUAGUGAUGCUCUUUGCCAGCCAACAGAGGAAUUUAUUUGCUUCUGCAUCUUAUGAAGUCCGCAACUUCAAUUAAAAAAUCAUUCAAUCUACCUGGCACACUGUUUUUCAACAAACAAAGGUGAGAGAGCCAAAAGCAAACAAAAGUCCAAACCUAUCAGCUUUCCGGGAAGGGUGCAGGUACUUGAAGCAACAGAUGGUCUGCAAUCAUUAAUGAAGGGAGAAGCUCUGAGCAGAGAACAUUGUGCAAAUCUGAGCAGGACAAUCACAAAAGGCUAAAAAUAUAAGAAGCUCAAUAAAUGCAGAAAAAGAAAUGCCUGGAAAAGGGCACUUUGAACCAUAUCACUGAAGAUGAGGAAACAAUAUCAUGAAAAGAAGUGGUAGUAUGCAUGGAUAUUUUGACAUGCUGGAAAAAUCAAGCAAUGGAGAUUUACGUUUUGCCUUUCACAAAGUUGAUUCUUCACCAGGGGCCACAUGUAAUCCCAGAUGACCUAAGAACUUUGGUUAAUUCAGCUCCUCUGAGGCUAUAAGAAAACUCACAGACAUGGUGCUGUGGCAUGUGCCGCUGCUGCAGAACCGCAAGAUUCAGCUACUUUUAGUCAACAUGUUGACUUUCGGCUUGGAAGUCUGCAUGGCAACUGGCACCACUUAUGUGCCUCCACUAUUGCUUGAGGCUGGAGUGUCAGAACAGUUUAUGACGAUGGUCCUAGCUGUUGGACCAAUCUUGGGUUUAAUCUUCGUUCCACUUAUUGGGUCUGCCAGCGAUCACUGGACUGGACGCUUUGGACGGAGACGGCCGUUUAUCUGGAUGCUAUGCACAGGGGUUUUUCUGAGCCUGCUGAUUAUCCCCCAUGUAUCUCAGCUAGCCCGAUGGUUAUCAAUAAAGACCCAAGGGUUGAAGGUGGCACUCCUUAUCACUGGCAUCUGUCUAAUGGAGUUUUGUGGACAGUCUUGUUUUACUCCUUUAGAAGCUCUUGUGUCUGACCUGUUUCAGAAUGGAGAAGAGUGUCAACGAGCUUUCUCUGUAUAUUCUUUCAUGAUCAGUCUUGGAGGAUGUAUUGGGUAUCUUUUGCCAGCAAUAAACUGGAACAGCAGCCCCUUAGUUCCAUUUGUAGGUGGACAGCAGGCAUUCCUGUUCCUGCUUCUCACUGUUAUUUUCCUAGUCUGUCUGAUGGGCACUAUGUUUGUCUCAGAAGAGGUGUUCAAAACAGAAACGCAGGAGAUCUCUGAAAAUGAAAUGUGCACAUACCACUGCCUACCACUGUUUCGUUCACGUACCCUGCUGUCUUCAGGGAAAAGUUGCCUUUCAGUGAUACCUCAGCUGAGUAAGCUAUUUCGACGGACGCCGAAAGUGAUCCGGCAACUGUUUAUAGCGGAGCUCUGCAGCUGGAUGGCUCUUAUGACCUUCAUCAUGUUUUAUACAGAUUUUGUUGGAGAGGGACUUUACAAGGGGGUUCCCAAUGCUGUGCCUGGUAGUGAAGAAAGACAAAGAUAUGAUGAAGGUGUUCGAAUGGGCAGCCUGGGGCUUUUCCUGCAAUGUGCAAUCUCACUGGUGUUUUCUACUUUCAUGGACAAGCUGGUUAAAAAACUGGGCACAAAGAUCAUCUAUCUGAGCAGCGUGAUCUUCCUUGUCUUCGCCACACUAGUCAUGUGUCUGUCUCAAAGUAUCAUUCUUGUGUCACUCAUGGCUGGUUUGACAGGUUACACCUUCUGCACCCUUCAGAUUCUGCCUUACACCUUGACGUCUUUGUAUCACAGUGAUAAGCAGAUAUUCUUUCCACGACACAAAGCAGUGGGAGUUGUCAUUCAGCCAAGUGACAACAAAAAAGGUUCCAGCAACAUGAAUAGACACACCGUAUCUCAUAAGACGUCCUACCCUAACGGCCACCCAGGAGGAAUGCCUAGUCCUUCAUCACCUACUUCAUCGCCAGAGUUUCACAGCUCCAUAAUAGUUAAUCACAGCUCACUCGGUGCAGCCACAGCCCCCCAAGUGAACCGAGGCAUAUGCUUUGACCUCGCCAUCCUCGACAGUGCUUUUCUGCUGUCCCAGGUGGUGCCCUCUCUGUUUAUGGGUACCAUUGUGAAGUUUACUCAUUCUGUAGCAGCCUACAUGGGCUGUGCUUCAGCCAUUGGUAUAGUGGCCAUAUAUUUCUCCACCAAGGUAAUCUUUGACAAGAAUGACUUGGAUCAGUAAUUGCACUCCUGCCUCCAUGGCUUUUGAAGGUGUCCUUUGAGAUGUUCAGUUAUCUUUCAGGAAAGUAAGAGAACUUUGCAAUUCUGCAAAUUGGGCACAAAAUUGUUUUACUGCUAAUUUUAUUUUCAGAAACUUUUGCAACACUACCAGCCAAUACCAGCAGACAAAAGUGUGUCUAAAUAGCACAGAGUCACUGUCUUUAAUAUCAAGAGGACAAAAGGUGCCUUCGUUACUAAAUUAUUUUAUAAGUUUUCCUUUUGUCUUGUACAUUCUGAAUUCUGAAUGAUAAGAAGUGGACUGGAAUCCUGCAUCAUAGAUAUGAACAUAAGAUUAAUAGAAGAAGGUCAGUCACUUCUUUUUGGUUUUUAGUGUUUGUUUUAUUUGUUUUAUUAUUGUCUGCCUUAGCUAUGUGGGAUUUUACAUAGAUAUAUAUAUAUAUUUGUGAGGGUGUUUGUAUGAAGAGUUCUUAUCAAUGUAACAAUGAAGCCAAAUUGAGAGAACUAAGAAAGCAGACUAAAGCAGGUGCAGGGCCAGUCAAGAGCGGCGUGUCUCAAUGCAAUUCAAUGAAGUCUAUAGGGUUGGGAGAAAAAUGGAGCAUCUCAGGGAAUCUGUGCCUCAAAAGCACUGAUGAGCUUUCAGGAAUGGCUACAACAAUCAUGAAAAUUGGAGCUGCUUUGACAGAUGGAUGAGCUGGGGUUGAUGGGGUAAAAGUAACCAUGAGAUGCCAUUUCAAAGAAAGUUUUCUUUUUCAAGAAAUUUGCCACACAUGUGCCACUCUAGAACAUUUGUUUAUUCAUAAAUAGAGAAUUAUGUGUAUUUAUUUAAAGGUGUAUAAUGAUUAUUAAUCACUCUUGUGGCAAUAUUUUUAACUGUAAAAGUUGUAAAGAAAAAGAGAAAAUGUUUUAUUUCCGGACAAGAAAAUAAUAUUAUUAUUUAUUAUGGUAAAAAAAAAUUUUAUGACACAAUUUUGUGUAUUGCUGAAAAAAUAUUGUCAUUGAUAAUAUAGAUUUUUUUCAAAUAAACAGAUUUUUUACUUAUAAAAUGUUGGGUCCAU